AGUAAAACUAGGCUUUAACUUGCCAUGGGAAAGUUAGAAAUUCUAUCCAGGACGAAUUUAUAGUUUAGUAGCGUAUCAUGAGGACUCCUGUGCUGCAUCGUUCACAUGAAUCUGGAUUUCCCGACAGGACCGAAGUCCAAUUUAAUGGCCUGAAAAACCAAGGUGCCACCUGCUACUUGAACGCAGUAUUGCAAUGUCUUUUCAUGACCCAAGAAUUCAGACAUGAAGUGGAGAGUUAUGAACCAGACCCUGCAGGAGACUGUGCCGAGGACAAUCUUUUGCUACAACUUCAGAAGCUGUUUAGACAGCUCUCUGAAAAUGUUGCCACGAGUGAAGGAAUAACCAGAUGUCUUGGUAUAAGAAAUGUUUAUGAGCAACAAGAUGCAGUGGAGUAUUAUCGGAAACUGUUAAAAACAGUGGGGACACCUGCCUCUAAGGUCUUUGAAGGGAAAAUGAGCAACAUAACUAAAUGUAUAUGUGGCAAUGAAAACAAGGAAACCAACCCCUUCAUCUCAAUACUUCUGUCCAUCGAGGUUGGAAACAAUGAGAAGUAUAAUGUGGAAAAAGGUCUGGAGAGCUUCUUCAAACAUUCUAAACUAGAGCAGGAUGACUGGAUGUAUUGUGAUGAAUGUGACCACAAAACAGAAACACACACUUGGAGUGAAAUAGAUGAGUAUCCCACUGUUCUCACUCUGCAUCUGAAGCGCUUUGACUUUGAUUACAUACAGAUGAGAUACGUGAAAAAUGAAUGUCCUCUGGAUGUUCCUCCCAGUCUACACAUUAAGGAUUAUAAAUACAAUCUUUAUGCCGUAAUUAACCAUAGGGGUGGAUACAGUGGUGGACACUACGAUGCUAUCAUCAGACCUUAUCAAAAUCAGAAAUGGUAUUGUUUUGAUGACAGCACAGUAACAGAGAUGUCAGAAGCAUUACUGCAAGGCUCAAGACUACCAUACAUGCUAAUGUACAGAAAAGAAGAUGCAUGUAAAGAGUUGUUGUUCAAAACUGCAGAGUUGAGACUUACAGGCAUCAUUGCACAUCAUCUGAGGAUCCUUUUGCUAGGGCCGUCAAGGUCUGGAAAAAGUACAGUAGGCAACCUCAUUCUCGGUGUGAAUUACUUUCUUUGCAAGCAUGGUUCGAAAACUGUGACCAAAAAGUCCACAAAAAAGACAGUUGAAAAUGUCACCGUAGUAGACACUCCAAAUCUGUUUUCCCUCACCCAAUCAAGCUGGGAAAAGGAAUUAAAUAGAUGCACUGAGUUAUCCCACCCUGGCCCCAAUGUGAUUCUCUGGGUAAUAAGAAUUUCCAAGUUUAGUGAUCAACAGCAAGGUCUUUUUCAUACCAUUAAAAAACGACUAGGUUCAGGGACCACAAAACACAUGAUGGUUGUCUUCACAAACGGCAGAGAGCUUAAAAGGCUCAGGCAACCCAUUCACACAUUCCUUUCCAAAUGUGACAAGCUCAAAAAAGUGGUUCGUAUUUGUCAGAAUAGGUACCAUGUCAUUGACACCAGUGAUGUAAAUAGCAAUCAGAUCCCAGAGUUGGUUGACAAACUUGACAAGAUAGUGACAGAAAACAGUGGUAAUUACUGCACAUUUAGAAGAUGCAUUGCACAAAAAAGUCCCCAAGAGGAAGCAGAGAAACAGUAAAAUAUUAAAGGGAUAGUUCACCCAAAAAUUUAAAUUCACUCAUCAUUUACUCAACCUCAUGUCAUCCCAGAUGUAAGCUCCAUCCCAUAUUGAAGCUCCAAAAAACAAAGGCAGCAUAAAAGUGUUUAAAUCCAUAUCUUCAGAAGUGUUAUGAUUGGUGUGGGUGAGAAACAGAUCAAUAUUUAAGUCCUUUUUUACUAUAAAUCUCCACCUUUGACCAGCCCGAACAAGUAGGUGCAGGACAAAAUGCAAAUUGCCAAAAAAGCAAAAAAAAAAAAAAAAAAGAAAAAAAAGAAAGUGAAAGUGGAGAGUUAUAGUAAAAAAAGGACUUAAAUAUUGAUCUGUUUCUCACCCACACCUAUCAUAUUGUUUUUGAAGACAUGGAUUUAACCACUGGAGUUGAAUUGAUUACUUUUAUGCUGCCUUUAUGUGAUUUAUGGACUUUUAAAGUUCUGGUCAUCAUUCACUUGCAUUGUAUGAACCUACAGAGCUGAGAUAUGCUUUUAAAAAUCUUUGUUUGUGUUCAGCAGAAGAAAGAAAGUCAUACACAUCUGGGAUGGCAUGAGUGAGAGUAAAUGAUGAGAGAAAUCUCAUUUUUGGGUGAACUAUUCCUUUAAGCCUGAUUUGCAUCUGUAGAUAACAGAACAAAUAUUUAGUGUCUUGCAGACAAAAUUAAAGUGUUCAAGUUUAAAGUGUACAAAACCCGAAAUACUUGAGUUAUACAGUAUAAGAAAGAUGAAAUUGUUUGAAAUGCUCAGAACCACUAAAUGUUUUUAAUUUUAUUCUGUUAUUGGGUGUUUCAGCUGUUAAAUUAAGUGUUUAAUGAUAGUAAUACAAAUGUGCAGUUGCCUUUGUUCCACUUUGUGUCACUUACAUAUUCUCGAACACUAAAAUUAUUCUAAAUAGUCAAUUAUAAUAGUCUAAUCUAAUACAUUUUCUUUAUUUUCCAUUGCAAUUUUUGUACAUUGUUUUAUGUAAAUUAUUGUCAUUGGUGUAUAUUGUCAUUUAAAAUGCAAUUUGCCAUUUGGGUUCUUCAUAUAAAAAGUAACAUCACAAUCAAAACCAUAAUAAAACACUUGUUAAAAAAUGUUGUAAAAGUUGUAACUGAAAAUAAACAACAUAAGCAUAAAACAUCUGUGAUGCUUUAACAAGAAAUGAAAAAAAAAAAAAAAACCAGUAGAA
Molecule: messenger RNA, 2828 nt
Organism: Myxocyprinus asiaticus (Chinese sucker)
Lineage: Eukaryota; Metazoa; Chordata; Actinopteri; Cypriniformes; Catostomidae
Product: ubiquitin carboxyl-terminal hydrolase 47-like
Exons: 11
Coding region: 78-1646 (522 amino acids)
Biological process (GO): protein deubiquitination
Cellular component (GO): nucleus; cytosol
Molecular function (GO): cysteine-type deubiquitinase activity; cysteine-type endopeptidase activity; GTP binding
Source: RefSeq, a predicted model, not a curated record